This is a messenger RNA of Psilocybe cubensis, 846 nucleotides long. RefSeq lists its product as uncharacterized. The record is from RefSeq and is a predicted model, not a curated record. The transcript has 4 exons. Lineage: Eukaryota; Fungi; Basidiomycota; Agaricomycetes; Agaricales; Agrocybaceae. Bases 1 to 846 code for a protein of 281 amino acids.
AUGCAGCGCAACAUGAGUUAUCGAAAGCCUGUUCCAGCAUAUAUCCCAUCGCCACCACCGUCUCCGCAUAUCGAGUCCCCAUUCCCUUCACUACAGGUCGAUGAUAGAGUAUCAACAGAGCCAAAAUCUGAAGCAGAAAAACCAUUUCCUCCCCUGCCUGAGAAUUGGCGAGAAAUACUUGCCGAAAAAGUCAACGCGACGGAGACAGCGACAGUAAAAUCUGACAUUGGCACUAGUAAUGGCGUUCAUGGCACUACACGCUAUGAUGACACUCUUGCUGAAGAGCAACGCGAUGUAACCGCAAAUGUCCCGUCCAGCGAGGUAUUAGUAGCUUCAGUAACAGUCGACAAAGAUCAGGAAUCAUUCACCACCAUCGCGGCAUGUUACCAACCACAUUCUCAAGCACAACGUAUUGGACGCGGUCUACCAACGAUUUACCGUCCGCCAACGCCGCCUCUCCGUUCGCAUAAUAAACAAGUUUCGUCAGAUAUGCAUAAUACGCAUGGUGUUUAUCUACCCAACACCUCCUCAAAGCCCUACCAGAGUUCUGUGCAAUUGAAACCCAGUUCUUCUUUUCGAACUGACAGAACGAUGGUAUCCAUGAACACUACAAAUUAUUCUAUAGGCUGGCCAAAUGGCCAGCCCACGUCAUCAAGUACACCCAUGUAUAGCUACCCUACGCUUCUCAUUCAAAAACGAAAUAUUGAAGCGUUGAAAAACCAAAAUACGGACUUGGCCAACGAUCCAAACGAUGACGACGCUGGUUGCUUGUCUAAAGCAUGCUGGCCAAAAUUCGAUGGGUUGGCCAAAAGACUUCGUUUGGGGUCCAUCUCCAGGAGAACAUAG